Diaporthe citri is the source of this 411-nucleotide messenger RNA. RefSeq lists its product as uncharacterized. Gene Ontology annotation, cellular component: membrane; endoplasmic reticulum. The coding region runs from base 1 to 411 and encodes 136 amino acids. NCBI's taxonomy places the organism in Eukaryota, Fungi, Ascomycota, Sordariomycetes, Diaporthales, Diaporthaceae. The transcript has a single exon. Gene Ontology annotation, biological process: sterol biosynthetic process. Gene Ontology annotation, molecular function: steroid Delta-isomerase activity; cholestenol delta-isomerase activity; C-8 sterol isomerase activity. The record is from RefSeq and is a predicted model, not a curated record.
AUGUCUACCACUCUGGCCCAAGCAUGGAAGGAAUACUCACUGUCCGAUUCUCGGUACCUCACCUCCGACAACUUUUUGGUGUGUAUGAAGACCGUUACUGCAAUCCUCUGGGGCCCUCUCUCAUUUGUCUGCGCGUGGUGCAUCGUUAAUGAUCAUCCCCUCCGCCAUCCACUCCAAUCCAUCAUCAGCUUGGGUCAGAUAUACGGCGACAUCCUUUACCUUGGGACAAGUACCCUCGAGUUCGUCCGCAAUGGAGUCGAGUACUCGCGACCAGAAGCCUACUACUUCUGGGGAUACUACGUGUUUCUCAAUGUCAUUUCGAUCAUCUACCCAUGUUACCUGCUGAUUCAGAGUACACAAGAGACCGUGGCGGCUUUUGCGGCGGUCAAGAGCUUCGGAAAAAAGAGGUGA